UAUGAAUGAAAUAAUACUAAAAUUUGAAAUUUUAAAAUACUGUUUGCAGAAAUAAUAUCAUCGCACUUUUUCGUUGCAGAAGAUUUAGGUGGUGACUGUAAUUUCAAGAUUGAAUAUCUAACUGAAUGAUUUACGAGGAAAAUUUGACGUACACGUCACUCAACAAUAAAAAAACUAAAUGUAAAUAAACAGUUUUUUGAGUUUUUCUCUGAAAUAAACUAUAAAUUAUUAAUUAAUUAGAAGAUGGGGAGCAGUUACUAUUUUGUUAUUGUCGGUCACAAAGAUACGCCUUUAUUCGAAAUGGAAUUCACAAGUAGCAAGGAUUCAAAGGAAGACCACAGGCAUCUAAAUCAGUUCAUAGCACAUUCAGCUCUCGAUUUGAUCGACGAACACAAAUGGAAAACACAUAAUAUGAACUUGAAAUCCGUAGACAAAUUCAAUCAGUGGUUUGUUUCUGCAUUCGUAACUGCCAGUCUUAUAAGAUUCGUGAUUGUUCAUGAUGUACGUAACGAUGAUGGAAUUAAAAAUUUUUUCUCGGAAAUUUACGAGACCUAUAUCAAAUAUUCAAUGAAUCCAUUUUAUGAAGAAGAUACUCCCAUCAAAUCUCUCGCUUUCGAGAAAAAAGCUCAACUCUAUGGAAAAAAAUUUCUCAUAAGCUGAAUUCAUUCAAUAACGCGGAACUAUGCUUUUGUAAAUUUAAGAAGUCAACUGAUUGUUAAUUAAAUAUUAUAUAGGUAC
This is a messenger RNA of Coccinella septempunctata (seven-spotted ladybird), 738 nucleotides long. RefSeq names its product probable trafficking protein particle complex subunit 2 (gene Trs20). The record is from RefSeq and is a predicted model, not a curated record. Gene Ontology annotation, cellular component: cytoplasm; nucleus; TRAPP complex. Bases 244 to 660 code for a protein of 138 amino acids. Gene Ontology annotation, biological process: endoplasmic reticulum to Golgi vesicle-mediated transport. The transcript is spliced from 2 exons. NCBI's taxonomy places the organism in Eukaryota, Metazoa, Arthropoda, Insecta, Coleoptera, Coccinellidae.